This is a messenger RNA of Ordospora colligata OC4, 681 nucleotides long. Its product is annotated as putative CDK-activating kinase assembly factor. Gene Ontology annotation, biological process: regulation of transcription by RNA polymerase II; regulation of cyclin-dependent protein serine/threonine kinase activity; DNA repair. NCBI's taxonomy places the organism in Eukaryota, Fungi, Microsporidia, Ordosporidae. The transcript has a single exon. The record is from RefSeq and is a predicted model, not a curated record. Gene Ontology annotation, cellular component: transcription factor TFIIH holo complex. Bases 1 to 681 code for a protein of 226 amino acids.
AUGGAGGAUAGGCGAUGCCCUGUUUGCAGGAGUGAUGUGUAUCUCAAUCCUGACAUAGUGUUGUAUGUUAGCCCGUGUUUCCAUAAGAUGUGUGAAUCGUGCAUUUUCAGGAUAUUCAGCAAAGGGCAGGCGCCAUGUCCUGAGUGUGGAACAAUGCUCCGUAAAGUAAACUACAUCAAGCCGACUUUUGAGGACAUGGCAGUGGAGAAAGAGUGUAAGAUCCGUAGAACACUUUUUCGGGCAUUUUCACGGGAUGAGGAUGAAUUUCAAGGAGAUACUGAAAAGUACAAUGACUAUCUCGAGGCAUUUGAGGAACUUGUCUUUGAGGUACUUGGAUUUAAGAGUGACAUGCUUGUGAAGGAUCGAAUAAAGGAGAUACAGGCGAUGGGUUCAGAGUGUAUUUUGAAUCCUGCAGAAAAGAUAGCUUUAGGAAAAGUUAAAUGCUGGAAAGAUGCAAGACAGCAGGAAAUUGGCCUUGAAGAAGAUGUAAAUCACAAGAUGCGUAAGGUUGGGCUCUUUAACGACUACUUUGAUCCAUCAGAGCUUGCUGAUGUGUUUGUGGAGUUAAAAGAAGGCGCUCGCUUUCCUGAUGGUGUUUUUAAAUUGAAUACAGCAAGUGGAGUAAUAAAUGAUUUAAUUGCUUCGUUUGCAGUUUGGUCUUUGGAAGAGUUGAAGAUUUGA